AUGCUGACCCUCCUCGCUCUCUCUGCAGGUAUCGCAAGAGAUUCCCGCCACAAGCGGUCGGCCACUGGCGCCAAGCGUGCACAAUACCGAAAGAAGAGAAAGUUUGAGCUCGGCCGUCAGCCCGCAAUGACGAAGCUAGGCGCCAAGCGUAUUCACGACGUUCGUACUCGCGGCGGUAACCUCAAGCGACGUGCACUCCGACUCGAGUCGGGCAACUAUGCCUGGGCGUCAGAGCACUGCACCAAAAAGACUCGCAUCAUUGGCGUCGUCUACAACGCUUCCAACAACGAGCUUGUCCGUACGAACACGCUCGUCAAGGGCUCUAUCGUCCAGAUCGACGCUACGCCUUUCCGCCAAUGGUACGAGUCUCACUACGGUCAGCCGGCCACCAAGAAGGGCAAGGCCGCAAAGGAAGACAAGACCGUCGAGCCUGUCAAGCAAUCGGCUCAGGUCGUUCGCAAGCUCGCAUCUCGUCGCCUAUCGGGCAAGCUCGACCCAUUGCUCGAGACCCAAUUCCAGGCCGGCCGUCUCUACGCUUUCCUUUCAUCACGACCCGGCCAAUCCGGCCGUGCUGAUGGCUACAUCCUCGAAGGUGAAGAGCUCAGCUUUUACGUCCGAAAGCUUAGGGUGCGUUUGGCAAGAGCAGUCUGCUCGAUCUUUGCUGACCAUUGCGCUCGAUCCAGGCUGGCAAGGCAAAGCAUGCUGCAUAAGUUCCAGAACUCGUGCACGUUUGAUCUGUCUAGCAACUCCAGCUCGAUUGCAUUCCUUGUACUCGAGUAUGCGCACGAUAGUGAUGAUGACGUGUCGCCUGCGAGCAGUUGGCAAGCGAGCGCAAUGUCGCUCUCCCAAGCCGCACUGCGCAAGAUCACCAAAGAGCUGCUCACGCUGCAGAACAGUCCGCUAGAAGGCAUUCGAAUCGUUCCAGAUGACCGCGACAUCCUCGCCUUUCAAGCUUGGCUAGAAGGACCAGCUGGUACGCCGUACGCAGGAGGCUACUUCAAGGUCCAGUUCGAGUUCACGCCAGAGUUCCCGACAUCGCCGCCUAAAUGCCGGUUUGCGACGAAGAUAUUCCAUCCCAAUGUUGCGCCCUUGACGGGUGAGAUCUGUGUGAACACGCUCAAGAAGGACUGGCGGCGAGACUACGGUAUCGGUCAUGUCCUCAGUGUCGUCAAAUGUCUGCUUAUCUACCCGAACGCCGAAUCUGCGCUGCAUGAGGAAGCAGGCAGACUUCUACUAGAGGCUUACGAGGAUUACGCAAGCCAAGCCCGCCUGAUGACCUCAGUACACGCCAGUCGUAUACGACCUGCCGAGUUCGAUAUACCCGAUGCAGAGACGAAAAGGACAGCACAAGCGACCAGUGUACUCGGAAAGUCAGCUUCGCCCGUUUGCGAAACCAAGCUAUCCGGCUCAGAUAAGCCGCGGAAAGCUACGCCCACAUCUGCGCCACUGUCUCCUUCUGUCUCUUUCCAAAACGGUCAGAGCGCAGCGACACUACCGCUACAAGCAUCUGCUACGCUCAAUUCGCCCGUCAUGCUAACACAGCCUGACGCAGCCCUAGCAAGUAAAAAGCGGUCAGUAUCUUCGGCAAUGGGCGCAGGCACAACAGCGCCACCACAGACCGCCAAACCUGCGCCAUCAUCAGCUGCGCCCAAGAAGCGUGGUCUCAAGAGAUUAUAG
Molecule: messenger RNA, 1677 nt
Organism: Mixia osmundae IAM 14324
Lineage: Eukaryota; Fungi; Basidiomycota; Mixiomycetes; Mixiales; Mixiaceae
Exons: 7
Coding region: 1-1677 (558 amino acids)
Biological process (GO): translation; maturation of SSU-rRNA from tricistronic rRNA transcript (SSU-rRNA, 5.8S rRNA, LSU-rRNA)
Cellular component (GO): cytosolic small ribosomal subunit; ribosome
Molecular function (GO): structural constituent of ribosome
Source: RefSeq, a predicted model, not a curated record